GCGAGGAGGAGAAGGUGUUGUCAACAGAUGCCUCUUCCAGGAGAGAAAACAUGUCUUUCUGGAGCCGUCCACGGAGGUUUUCCAUGCCUGUUGGAAUGGCUGGGAGUUUGCCACAACCUUACUUCAAGGGUACAGAGGAGGAGGAGAAGAGGUUCUUUUACUCCCAGGACAGUGUGAAAAUACUAAGGCUAACCCUCCAGAAUGACCUCCCCGGGGACAGACGCGAUCCAGUGAAGCCAAAGCCGGUGGGAAGGGCCUUCGCCAUGGUGGCCAACCGGCCCGCGAGCAGCCAUGCGUUGGCGUCGGAAUGCAUCAAGUCCAAGGAUGGCGAUGAGGAGAUCAUCAAGGUGUACCUCAAGGCCCGAGCCGAAGACAGAGCCAAGCAUGAAAAGAGCCUCCACCAUUUGAAAAAUGACAGCUGUCAUCUCCAAGAGCUAACGCUGGAAAAAUCGAACGGGAUCCCUCCUCACAGAACUACCUCAUCUCGCAACCUGUCCGUAAGCCAGGACGACCCGACAUACCUUGGAGAAGACGUCUCAAUCAUGCGCGAGACGACCAGGAGGCUCUUCUCCAAACUUCAAGAAGCCGAGAAGCGGCAUCAGUCGGACAGAGCCGCUUAUGAGACGUCCAUCUCCCAUUACCGGAGGGAAGCGGAGCAGUCCGGCACGGCCCUCAGGAAGGCGGAACUAGACCUGGAAGAAAAAGACCUGAAGAUGGAAGAACUGCAGAGGCUCCUGACAGGGAUGGAGAAGGAGCACCAGGCCCUGCUGCAGAAGAUGAAAGACGGCGAGUCGGAACUGGAGCAGCUCAGGAGCCAGGAGAGAGACAAGGCUGACGAACAGGAAAGGUCGGCCAAACUGGAGAAGGAGGUGGCCACCCUGCGGGAGAAAAUCCACCAUCUUGACGACAUGUUGAAGAGUCAGCAGCGCAAAGUCCGGCAGAUGAUUGAACAGCUCCAGAAUUCCAAAACGGUGAUCCAGUCCAAAGAUACCAUAAUACAGGAACUGAAAGAGCGAGUCGCUUAUUUGGAGGCUGAGAACCUGGAAAUGCACGACCGCAUGGAGCACCUUAUCGAAAAGCAAACCCACCCCGGCGCCUACAGCACCAGGCCCCGCUCCAAAUCAGAGUACGUCAGCAGCAAAAGGAUCACCAAGUCUCCAGGCCCCAAACCUUGGCCUCUCAUCAGAGUAGUGGAAACAUGAAUUCGAACUCGGCUUCACCCCACCGCCCCACCCUGAGAAGAAACCUGUUGCAAAUUCGCUGGAUUGCAGGCUGUCCCGGGCCACUUAGCUCUUCCGCUCUUUGAUCUCCUCGCUCCCCGAAGGAAACCAACUCCCCGUAGUGCGUGAUGGGCGCUGGGGUCGUGCCAGCGGCGAAGAUUGCUCAGACCUGGAAAAAGCGGAUUUUUUUUUCUGAACCGUGUGGGAAUUUACAAAAGACAGUGACACUUUCCACCCCCACCCCUGCAAAAGGCCGGAAGAAUGAACGUGGCUCUUCGUCUCCCUCGCAUGAGUUCUGUAUGGCUGGUGACUUUGGGGAGGGGCGUGCCUUUUACAUGCCCCCUGACCCCCCAAAUAUAUGUGUCUACUUGCUGUGUACAGCGCUAGAAAACGGUUUCCCCUCAGCCAUUUUCGUAGCUGGGCUUAUAUGCAAGCCAGAACUCCUGUUGGGCUGCUUUUCAGAUUAUUAAUACUAGCUUAAAGACCCAUCAGGUUUGACAAAGUGGGGAGGGUCCCUGACUUCUCACCACAUGCCACUUCGCCCCCUCCAUCACACAGGCAGAGAAAUCGUUUCUCCCAUCGAAGCCAGCGUUGACUCCGUGUUGCGCUUCGUCUGUCGGUCACAUCACACCGUGACGGAAAAUAGGGAAUUGGUGGAUAUAGUGUAAUUUAGCCUAGUGUGUGCGUGUGUACAUAUAUGAAUAAAUGCUAAGUUGUGUUUAAAA
Elgaria multicarinata webbii is the source of this 1945-nucleotide messenger RNA. RefSeq names its product tuftelin 1 (gene TUFT1). Lineage: Eukaryota; Metazoa; Chordata; Lepidosauria; Squamata; Anguidae. Gene Ontology annotation, cellular component: intracellular anatomical structure; cytoplasm. Gene Ontology annotation, biological process: intracellular signal transduction. The record is from RefSeq and is a predicted model, not a curated record. Bases 51 to 1202 code for a protein of 383 amino acids. The transcript is spliced from 12 exons.